Salvia splendens (bonfire salvia) is the source of this 891-nucleotide messenger RNA. RefSeq lists its product as uncharacterized. The transcript has 2 exons. Lineage: Eukaryota; Viridiplantae; Streptophyta; Magnoliopsida; Lamiales; Lamiaceae. The record is from RefSeq and is a predicted model, not a curated record. The coding region runs from base 1 to 891 and encodes 296 amino acids.
AUGCCACUGAGAAGAGAAACGGAAGAAAAUCCUCUGCCUACUGAAGUGCCGAAACCCGUAAAGGAAUUGAAGCCACUUCCAGCAGAUUUGAAGUACGCCUAUCUGGGGGAGGAUGAAACAAAGCCCGUUAUCAUCAACAGACAGUUGACCCAGGGGCAGGAGGAUAAAUUGCUGGAAGUGCUGAGGCAAAACCAAAAGGCAAUAGGGUGGAAGCUAACAGAUUUGGUGGGCAUCAGCUCAGAUUUAUGCAUGCACCAUAUCAGGCUGGAAGAAGGAGCUAAGCCACACCGUGACCAGCAUCGCAAACUCAACCCAAACAUGAGGGAAGAGGUGCUCAAGGAGAUAGUCAAGCUGGUCUCCAUAGGAAUUAUCUACUCCAUUCCUGGUAGCAACUGGAGUGGCUACUUCCAGAUCGCGGUGAAUCCAGAGGAUCAAGAAAAGACCACCUUCACAUGCCCUUUUGGCACCUACGCCUACAGAAGAAUGCCAUUUGGCCUCUGCAAUGCCCCAGGCACCUUCCAAAGAUGCAUGAUGAGCAUCUUCUCUGAUUUGUUGGAAGAUUGCAUAGAGAUCUUCAUGGACGAUUUUACCGUCUAUGGAGACACAUUUGAUCAAGGGCUACAUAGCCUAAACAGAGUGUUGGAGAGGUGCCGGCGGAAGGACUUGGUGUUAAACUUUGAGAACUGCCAUUUCAUGGUUACCGAAGGCAUUGUCCUGGGCCACAUCGUGUCGAGCAGAGGGAUUGAAGAUGGGGGCAAAAACUCAAAAGCGACUCACAUUACUUCUAUUGGGAUGAUCCUUAUUUGUGGAAGAUGGGGGCUGAUCAAGUCAUCUGACACUGCUUACCCGAGUGGGAACAAGAGGACGUAUUGGUCCACUGCCAUACACUAG